Ixodes scapularis (black-legged tick) is the source of this 1679-nucleotide messenger RNA. It is a transcript of the gene mRpL32, whose product is annotated as 39S ribosomal protein L32, mitochondrial. Bases 355 to 921 code for a protein of 188 amino acids. The transcript is spliced from 3 exons. Gene Ontology annotation, biological process: translation. Gene Ontology annotation, cellular component: mitochondrial large ribosomal subunit. NCBI's taxonomy places the organism in Eukaryota, Metazoa, Arthropoda, Arachnida, Ixodida, Ixodidae. Gene Ontology annotation, molecular function: structural constituent of ribosome. The record is from RefSeq and is a predicted model, not a curated record.
UUAUUAACUGGUGGGAGCAAUCAGAUACGGCUCCGGGAGCAAUCAGAGCAAUCAGAGCUUUCAAAAAAAAUCCCUCGCCUCAAUGUUGCUCUAAACAUUCAUCUCUUUUGCGUAGCAUUCAUUUUUUGACGCGCUUGUUCCCAGCAAACUGUUUAAAAAACGUUUUUUUUUUUUUUUUUGCACUUUUCAGAGACCCUUUAAGGUAUAAUAGCCAUUAUAAUCCACCGAAAUCCAGUCUGAUGUUCCGUGCGGCAAGUGGCCGCUACCCCGCUACCGGAGGCGUUUGUUUACUGUGUGUGGCCCGUAGCACCGUAGUAUUUCCAUAGUACUACCUUAGUUGGUUCAGGUUGAAACAUGGUCCUGCCUUUACUGCUUACAAAACUCAUGAAACUCUCGGAUGCUGUCAGCGGAGCCAUCCUUCGCAUCGGAGAGCUCGCGCGACCACCUCUGCCCUCGCUGUGCGCUGUGCCGGAGAGCGGGGCGGUCCCGGAGCGAGAGGACGGCGUGCUGUGGGCAGUGCAGACCAAGCGGCGCAGCCUGGAGCGGCGCCAGUGGCGACGGAUUGGCCACCCCUUCUUUAACGUGGAGCGCAAGAACAAUAUCCGCACGUGCGAGGUGUGCGGGCACUUCCACCUGCGGCACACCAUAUGUGGUCACUGCUACGAGAAGGUGAAGCUGGAGACUCAGCAGCUGCAGGAGGCCGUGCAGCAGAAGCUUGGGCUGCAGCCCGUGGAGCGAGAGGUGGCGCUGGUGUACCAGGGGGAGCCGAUGCCCCCGAAGCUCGACGCAGUCGCCGUGGAGGUGCCCCGGCCCAGACCGGCCUGGUUCAGCAAGAACCUGCUCUCCAGAGGGCGCACCGCACAGCCGUUGCACGGCAGCGACGUGCCACGUGACGACGACCCGGACUGGAGUCGCCCCUGAAGGCUUAGCUCGACGGGCAACCUCGUGCACCCCAGGCGUGUGGAGCGGGCGAGUGAUGGGCCGUCCUCACGAAACACGACUCUCUUGGACUUCUGUCAGGAAUGGUUUUAUGCUUCGUAGGUGUGCACACUAUGGUGAUUUACGUCUGUUGGGGAGCUUUGCACGUGCUCCUGUGGGGUGCGAAAUCAUUUCCAACAGAAAUCGGAGCUUGGUAGUCGUGUUCCAUGAGUGCAGCUUUUAGGUUAUUCUGUGUGGACAUGAAGUGCCUAGCUGCUUGCUUCGACAAGCCUUUUAGGUGUCGUGCACUUCAACCGAGAGGGGUAAGGAGCAAUAGUUGCUACUGUCUUUGUGGUGCCAUUUAGCCCCCCUUCUUUUGUUCUUCAAUUGGUGUCCUACUAGCCAGAGGCAAGAUCUUGGGUUUUCACUACUUUGGAUAAUGAGCUUUAGGACCAAGGCACCAAGGAUCGGAGGAAGCCCGUUUGUUUUUCACUUGGUGGGAUUUGUUUGGUAGUGAGCCAAAGUCUAAGUGUUCAACACCUUGCUUCCAGGGUAGAUGCUCUGGUAUUGUCCAUACCCGAUCCAUGCACAUUAUUUGGUUGUAGUGCGAUGGUAUCGAUCGAUUUUGCGGACCACCUCCGAUCCAUCUGGGGAUGUCCGACGUCUGUGCAGCCUAGAGCAUAGAUGUGCCCAUGCCUCAUCCCUGCCUUCAGCUGUUUUGUAGUGUGUUCAAAUAAAAGGAAUGUAAUAUUAUAAAUAUA